Messenger RNA from Sarcophilus harrisii (Tasmanian devil), 1281 nucleotides. RefSeq names its product olfactory receptor 6C4-like. The coding region runs from base 1 to 942 and encodes 313 amino acids. The transcript has a single exon. Gene Ontology annotation, biological process: G protein-coupled receptor signaling pathway. Gene Ontology annotation, molecular function: G protein-coupled receptor activity; olfactory receptor activity. Gene Ontology annotation, cellular component: membrane. Lineage: Eukaryota; Metazoa; Chordata; Mammalia; Dasyuromorphia; Dasyuridae. The record is from RefSeq and is a predicted model, not a curated record.
AUGGGGAAAAUAGAUAAUUUGACAACUGUCCAAGAAUUUAUCCUGGAGGGAUUUCCUGCUGUCCAACAUCUGGGGAAACCCCUCUUCAUGGUCCACUUGCUUUUGUACUUAGUGUCCAUCAUGGGAAGUAUUGUCAUUAUCACCAUCACAUGGUCUGACCACUGCCUCCAAACACCAAUGUAUUUUUUCCUAAGUAACUUCUCGUUCCUUGAAAGCUGCUUUAUAACAACUGUUAUUCCCAAACUACUAGCAAUCUUUCUUUCAGGAAUGCAAACAAUUUCCUUUGCUGCCUGCCUCACCCAAACUUUUUUCUUUCUAUUUUUGGGGUCAACAUGCUUCUUCCUUUUGGCUGUGAUGUCCCUGGAUAGGUAUAUGGCAAUCUGUAACCCUCUGCAUUACCACAACAUCAUGAACAUGAAGGUUUGUUUCCUCUUAGUCUUAUCCUGCUAUCUUUUGGGUUUCAUGUUAAUCAUUGGUCUAAUCCUAAUGGUCUCUCAGUUAUCUUUCUGUGACUUUAAUGUCAUCAACCAUUUCUUCUGUGACCUUGGUCCUCUGGUGCAUCUUUCAUGUUCUGACACCAGUACUGUUGAAUCAUUAUCCUUUCUUCUUUCAGUAGUUACUAUUCUGUCUUCCCUCACAAUAACAAUCAUAUCAUAUACCCAUAUAAUAACUACCAUAGUUCAUCUCCCAUCUGCCAAAGAGAGACAGAAAGCCUUUUCCACCUGUUCUUCCCACCUCAUUGUCCUAGUUCUGACAUAUGGAAGUUGUGUUUUUAUAUAUGUGAAACCAAAGCAGGCUGAUAGACUAGAAGCUAAUAAAGAGGCUGCCCUUGUGAACACUGUAAUCACCCCUUUGCUGAAUCCUUUCAUUUAUACACUACGGAAUAAGCAAGUCCAAAAGGCCUUGAGAGAUGCUCUAUAUAGAAAGAAACCUAUGAAAUAAAGUAAUUUCAGAGUUGGAAAGGAACUUAAAGUCAUCUAAGACAAGCUGUUAUAGGACUCCUUUCCUCGCUUCACAUUGUUUGGCAAAUGAUCUCCCAUACUUUUCCUGGAAACUUUAAGUGAAAAAGAUCUCCCUAAAUGACUAUUUACAUUUUGAGAUUAUUUUAAAUCCUUAGAAUAUUCUUUAUGUCAAAUCAAAAUGUACCUUUACUGACCUUUCAUUUACUUUGAAAUCUGACUUCAGAAUCUAUUUUGAAUAAGUGUUAUUCUUCUAUAUGAAAGCCCAUUUAUUGAUUAAAUAAUCUUCCUUUUUUAAAGUUAGACAACUAACUUAUACAUU